CAACGGCGUCACACCUGUGGUCGAAGAAGACAAUAAAAAACUAAAUGGCCGCCUCUCUCAAAAUAAUUUUGUCCGGAUUUCUUGUAAAAUAGUUUUUUUUUUAACUUGUUUUUGUGUUCGUACCUUAACUUUGAUGUAGCGCACAUUUAUCCAGGUCGAGGUGAGAACACAACAAUAGAAUACGUAAUUAACAACAAGCUAGCCAUUUUUUACGAACGGUAGCGCGAAGACAAGAAAGGUGUAAUAUUCGUUUUUCUGUCUACUUCACCUGGAGGACCUUUUACCAUCAAAUAAAUGACGAGGGUGUCGUGAGAGGCGGUAUCUACCCGCUCCCUCCGCCAGGUGGUAGUGGAAGGGAGGCUGGCCAAAGCCUCCUCCCCGAGUCCUAGCUCCUCCUGACUGACGCCCGGCGCGUCACGCUGCCCACCAGCCCACCUUUUGGAAGUUCCACAGCAGCACGGCAGGUACGCCGAGGGGUCGGCCGGAAGACGCGGCACCGCUCAGCGUCAAGUUUGCGGUUAUUUUUACGACGACAAAUCGGGGCCAAACAUGACGGAGCAAGGGAAGAAGGUCAUUCUGCUGGUGGUGGAUGUUCUCUGCGUCUUCAUCGCGGCGCUGCCCUCAGCCAUCCUGACGCUGAUGUUCAGCCCCUACCAGAGAGGCAUCUACUGCGACGACAAGAGCAUCAACUACCCCUACAGGAGAGACACCAUCUCUCAUGGAGCCAUGGCCGCCGUCACCAUCACCAGUUCCAUAGUCAUUAUCACAACCGGCGAGGCCUACCUGGUGCAUACCAAGCGUCUGCACUCCAACUCCCAGUUCAACCAGUACCUGUCGGCGCUCUACAAGGUGGUGGGCACCUUCCUGUUCGGGGCUGCCGUCAGCCAGUCGCUCACCGACCUGGCGAAGUUCACCAUCGGACGGCCCAGACCCAACUUCUUGGCUGUGUGCGCCCCCGCCAGCUGCAGCGGGUAUGUGCUGCACAUCAACUGCACCGGCAGCUUGCGCAACGUCACCGAGUCCAGGUUGUCCUUCUACUCGGGCCACUCGUCGUUCGGCAUGUACUGCAUGCUCUUCCUGUCGCUGUACGUUCAGGCCCGCAUGCAAGGCAAGUGGACGCGUCUGGUGCGUCCCACCGUCCAGUUUUUCCUGGUGGCCUUCUCCUUGUACGUGGGUUACACGCGCGUCUCCGACUACAAGCACCACUGGAGCGACGUGCUGGUGGGACUCCUGCAGGGGGCGCUCAUUGCGGUUCUCACUGUUAAAUAUGUCUCGGACUUCUUCAAGCAGCGUGGCGAGCCGGCGUGCACGCGGACGGACGCGGUCGACGGCGAGCGUCUGGAGCGCAAACCCAGCACGCAGCGCACCAACCACUACAACUAUUCGCCACCCGUAUGACACGCCGGCACGCAGCCACCGACGCCAUUUCAUGUCCGGAACCACUAACUGGGACUUCAAAUCCCCUCCACCAACACACUUGUAUAUCUACAAAUACACUAUAAAGUCAAAUGUACAAGUAUCGUCUCAAUAUGUGCAAUGAUGCAAUAUUUUUGUUAUGGUUUGUUUGGAGCGUUGAUGCUGUGACUUGAUAGGGGGAAAAAUGUGUGAAAAAAACCAAACAAACCUUUUUUUAUUUUUGGGAUAAGACUGUUGCUGCUUUACCACUAAAUUUUUUACAUUUUACAAGCAGACCACUCACUGCUUGAGCUAACACAUUUUUAUUGCAGUAUUGUUUUUUUUUUUUUUUUUAUAUCCAUGACUACUGUACCUUAUCUAAUAAACUGUGCUGUUAUUUUUAACAAUGUUUUAGUGCUCACAUUCUGUGAAGAAUGAAUGCAUGAGGUGUAGUAUUAGGAGUUUUCAGAAUAUAUAUAUAUAUCCAUCCAUCCAUCCAUUUUCUACCGCUUAUCAGGGUCGGGUCACGGGGGCAGUAGCUUUAGCAGGGGCGCCCAGACUUCCCUCUCCCCAGCCACUUCCUCCACCUCUUCCGAAGUGAUCCCGAGGCGUUCCCAGGCCAGCCGAGAGACAUAAUCUCUCCGGCGCGUCGUUCCCGGGGUCUCCUCCCGGUGGGUCGUGCCCGGAACACCUCACCGGGAGGUGUCCGGGAGGCAUCCAAAUCAGAUGCCCCAGCCACCUCAUCUGGCUCCUCUCGAUGUGGAGGAGCAGCGGCUCUACUCUGAGAUCUUCCCGGAUGACCGAGCUUCUCACCCUAUCUUUAAGGGGGAGCCUGGACACCCUGCAGAGGAAACUCAUUUCUCUAAACUAACUCUCAUUUCGGUCAUGACCAAAAGAACAAGAUCCCGGAGGAUCACUGCAGACGCCGCAUCGAUCCGCCUGUCGAUCUCCCGUUCCAUUCUUCCCUCACUCGUAAACAAGACCCCAAGAUACUUGAACUCCUCCACUUGGGGCAGGAUCUCAUCCCCGACCCGGAGAGGGCACGCCACCCUUUUCCGACCGAGGACCACGGUCUCAGAUUUGGAGGUGCUGAUUCUCAUCCCAGCCGC
Messenger RNA from Phycodurus eques (leafy seadragon), 2504 nucleotides. RefSeq names its product phospholipid phosphatase 2-like. Gene Ontology annotation, molecular function: phosphatidate phosphatase activity. The transcript is spliced from 6 exons. Gene Ontology annotation, biological process: signal transduction; phospholipid dephosphorylation; phospholipid metabolic process. Lineage: Eukaryota; Metazoa; Chordata; Actinopteri; Syngnathiformes; Syngnathidae. Bases 550 to 1398 code for a protein of 282 amino acids. The record is from RefSeq and is a predicted model, not a curated record.